GUCGUAUCUUUCAUGUCCAUUGAAAGUAGGCUCAGCAGUGGAGGACUGAAACCGUGCGCGUGAAAAAGUGAAGGUUGAGAAGCUAGCAGCUCUAGCUGUGUGUUUAAAAAGAACCAUGGCCUUGAUGGGUGUGCAGCUCGUGGUCAGUCUGCUGGCUGUAAGCAUCAUGCAGAGAAUGGCCCCACACUGCUCGUUUGCCCGCUGGCUCCUCUGCAAUGGCAGCUUGUUCCGGUUUAAGCACCCUUCAGAGGGAGAGCUAUAUGCACUGGCUGGAAAGCAGAUUCCGAAGACCAGCAGGAGGGACAGGCGACAGAAUGGAUCUGGUGACAGCAAGCCGCUCACAGUGCCCAGGGACAUCAACCUUCAUCUAGAAGCUGCUCCUGUCAACGUCAUGGAUGCCCUUGUCCUGCGUUUCUUCCUGGAGUAUCAGUGGCUGAUUGACUUUGCCUUGUACGCCUUUGGUAUCUACCUGUUCACUGAGGGAUACUACUGGGUUGUGGAUGCCAGCAAGGAAGUCAACAUUGGAGCUAUCUGGUGUGUGCUGACUAUUCUAUUUUGCCUGAGGACCCUGCACAUGCUGAUGAGCCACUACUUCCGCUCGGACGAGGGGGGCGAGCGCGCAGUGUGCCUGGCCUUCGGCUUCCUGUCUCUGCUGGUGGCCAUGCUGGUGCUGGUGGUCAGAGAGGACUACCUGGAGUUUGGCCUGGAACCUGGUCUUGCUAGCUUGUUUUACAACUUGGAGGUUUUCGCCAGGCAGCAGGGAUAUGAGUGGACGGUCCCUGUCACCAAGCUGACCGUGAAGUUCGGCUUGGCAGCCUUCUGUGCAUUCAUUGGUGCCUUGCUCGCCUUUCCUGGGCUCCGAUUGGCUCAGACUCACUUGGAUGCAGUUCAGAUGAAUACUGGCCGGCCUCUAAUACAGAUCCUCCUGCACAUGAGCUUCCUGUCUCCGUUGGUGGUGCUGUUGCUGUGGGUGAAGCCCAUUGCCCGUGACUUCCUGGCGAAUGCUCCGAUGGGGAAGACCACCGUCACGUUGGUCUCCAGUUCCACGUUCAGCUCCCUGCGCCUGUGGACAGUGGUGGCGCUGUGCGGCCUGCGCCUGGCGCUCACCCGCUACCACCUGCAGGCCUACCUCAACCUGGCGCCCAAGUGGGUGGAGCAGAUGAAGAGGGAGGCUGGACGCAUCGCAGCUGUGGACAUCCAGAAAAAGGUGACCCGAGUGUUCUGCUACCUCACCGUGGUAACGCUGCAGUACCUGACUCCCAUUCUGCUCAUCCUCUUCUCAACACUGGCUAUGAAGUCUUUGGGGGACUUCUCCUGGGGACUGGCCCCGGAGGCCCCCGGCGUGACCCCCGCAGCGGUGCCCCCCACCGCGGCCCCCCUGCUGCCGGUCCUGGAGGACGAGGACGAGGGCGAGGACUUCGAGGAGGACGUCCAGGCCACGGUGGCGCGUCUCACGGAGGCCUUCGCCGCCCUGCGCGCCGUCCUGACCCCCAUCUUCUUCAGGGGCGUCUUCGCCUUCCUCACCUGGUGGAUGGCGGCCUGCCAGGUCAUCAGCAGCCUGUUUGGGAUCUACUUCCACCAGUACCUGAUGCAGAACUGAGCAGCAGGCCCUCGCCAGCUCUCCUGCUCUUAUGCGUGGAGCUCAGGACCCCCCCCCCCCCCAGGGGGAACCACAGCGCGGUUCUCCCUGACGCUGCAGCUGCAUCCGGGGACAUUUCGCCUUGCACGCGCUGACUGGGAAAGCAAAGGCACGCUCCGCGCCUACUCUGGGCCAAAGGGUCUGAUGCCAGUGCGGACAGGCGGCUGAGCCGAUGUCACGGACGUGUUGCAGCAUGCGUAUUAGGUUAGGCUUUUAACGGUUCCUUUCAAUUUUCCAAAUCCGAGGUAGUUGUUACAUUUUUAACGCAGGCUUUAUUUAAAUUUUAUCAUGAUACAUAGCCGUCCGGUUAGCUACAAUCAUGGUUUUUUUUUUUGUUUUGUUUUGUUUUGUUUUUUUGGAUCAUGGAAGUAUAAUUAUUGGGUUGAUGGGGAUGUCUUAAUUCAGCAAUGUAACAAAGUGCCUGACAACUCAGGGAUUUUCGGAGAUUGAAAGGGUUUUUUUGUUUUUUUUGGAAUGUGUGUGUGUGUGGCAGCUUCACGGAUGAUUUAAAAAAAUAUAUAUACACACAAAAAUUAUUGUAGCAUGAAGUAAGUGAAAUGUUCAGGUUUCAUUGUCUCUGAUUAUCUAGUCCUUUUCACUUGGCACAUUUCAAUGAUUGUGAACAUGGCAUAUUGGGAUAUAUCCCUUGCCAUCAAUUUCACCAAUUGUUUAAUCAAAGAAUAGAUUCAGUUAUUCAUUGUAAAUCAUGGCUGUAAGAUGUUACAUAUUUGCCAAUCGUUUUGUUGUAAUAUUUUCAUGAAAUAAGAAAUGUUUAUUUAAACUGAGCGCAUGGUGUGAAUGAACCUCAGAGCUUAAUGUUUUAAUAAGAUUACCUGGUUUGAUGAGAAUAAAAGUAUUUAAUAUUUGCAGUUUUCAGUCA
Anguilla anguilla (European eel) is the source of this 2519-nucleotide messenger RNA. RefSeq names its product transmembrane protein 161A (gene tmem161a). The transcript is spliced from 12 exons. The coding region runs from base 116 to 1600 and encodes 494 amino acids. NCBI's taxonomy places the organism in Eukaryota, Metazoa, Chordata, Actinopteri, Anguilliformes, Anguillidae. The record is from RefSeq and is a predicted model, not a curated record.